AGGACCCUAGUUCAAUUACCGAUACCAAACAAACAAACAAAAAAAGUCAGAAGAGAGGGCAAUCAGCAGAGUCCCAUGCAGGGUGAAGACUGAGCAGCCCAAGCAAACUGGCAGAAGUUGAACCAUGGCACGGUAUGAGGUGACUGCUGUGGGCCAUGUGAGUGAGGUAAGAAAACAUCUUUCCAAGAGCCAUGGCUGUGGACAGAGGUGGCUGGAGGUGAGCAGAGGGCAAGAGAAGUGAGAGAAGCUUCAGGGGGACCCCGGACCAGAAGACUAAAAGACACGAGAGCCAGGUGUCUUUGCCCAGCCUAAGUAAAGGUGUCUCCUGAAAACGAGAGACAAAACCAGCACAGAGCUGCAGGGAGGGGAGAUGUCCAGUAGGGGGUGCAGUCACUGGUGAGACGGCGACUUCUCUAAGGGGGUGGAUAAAGGGAGCCAGGAGCAGGUAGCUGGAAGUAUGGGAAAGCAGUGCUGGUAGUACUUCCUGACCAGGAAUAAGUGGUAUAUAUGUGUAAGUGUGGUGUUCUGUGUUUCCUUCUGUUUGGCUUUCAUUUAGUUUUAAUUUAUUAAAAACAAGAGUUGGAGGGAGAGGGAGGGCAGGGGGAAGGGACAUAAAAAUAAUUCAGAUGUUUUAUGCACAUGUGCAGACUCCCCAGGAGGAAUGUGAUCAUUUUGAACUGCUCACAGGGACUAAUAAAAAUUUUAAAAUAUUAGCAAUUUAAGGAUAGUGUUCACUGAGCUUGGAACACUGUUUUAACGCGUGGCACAUACACAUUGUCACUUUGGCACUGUGGCUCUGGUGCUUAAAUGUGGGCUCAAAUGAGAUGGAAUUCACACCCUGAUUUGACGUAUAUUCUGAAUGGCGUUUCUUUUGCUUCUACACAGGAUUACCUUUAAGUUAAACGAAUGAUUUUCCCAAGAUUUUACUUUCUCAGCAAUGCUGAUCUUCUCGAUAUUCUAGCAGAUAGCAGAAAUCCAGAGUCUGUACAGCCUCAUCUUGUGAAAUUUUUUGAAAAUAUAAAGCAAGUCCUGAUCUGGAGAGAGGAGUUUGGGCCUCCGGCCGUGAGGAUGCUCUUGUCUGCUGAAGGAGAAGGUCUUGUGCUGCCCAAGAAAAUUCAUAUAAGAAGUGCUGUGGAACAGUGGCUGGUGAAUGUAGAGAAAAGCAUGUUUGAAGUGCUAAAAAAAUUUAUGAUUCAAGGGGUUGAAGACUGGAAGUACCAAAUUUUUCCCCUAUGGGUGAUGUCUCACCCAGGACAAGUGGUCCUCACAGUGAGACAGAUCAUGUUUUACAAUGAUUGUAUCAAAAGUUUUGUGAGUUCUCAUUCAAGAGAAGAGCUAAGAAAAGUCCACACCACUGUGCUGGGUCAUCUAGAAGAGGCCGCGGAUCUGGUAAUGCUGAAUACUAAUGGCUCUCGCACGAAGACUGUCCUCGGUGCCUUGCUCACCCUGUAUGUCCACUACAGAGACAUUGUGAUAGAUUUGCUACUUAGAAACAUCUUCAGUUCGGAGGAUUUUGAGUGGACGAGACAUUUGCAAUAUAAAUGGAAUGAAAAACAAAGGUUGUGUUAUAUGUCUCAAGGAGAUGCUAGCUUCACUUAUGGCUAUGAGUACUUGGGUUGCACCACCAGGCUGGUUAUAACGCCUCUCACAGAACGCUGCUGGCUCACUCUCACUAGAGCACUGAACUGGAACCUGGGAGGCUCUGCUGGUCCCGCUGGUGUAGGAAAAACUGAGACUGUUAAAGAUCUAGCAAAAGCUUUAGGUAAACACUGUAUAGUCUUCAACUGUUUCGAAGAUCUGGACUAUAAGAUUGUAAGCCGGUUCGUGUACGGACUGGCGCAGUCGGGUGCCUGGUGCUGUCUGGACGAGCUGAACCGUGUGGGCGCCGAGGUGCUCGCGGCCCUGGCCGCCCAGAUGCUGGCGCUGAAGGCGGCGCGCGACAGCCACUCCGUCAGGUUUGUGCUGGAUGGAAAAGAACUUUGUAUCAAUAUGUCUUGUGCAGUAUUUAUCACCAUGAAUCCUGGAUACGGAGGGCGAGUAGAGCUCCCAGGUAACUUAAAAUCUCUGUUUCGCCCAGUGGCAAUGGUGGUGCCCCACUGUCAAAUGAUUGCUGAAAUAAUGCUAUUUUCAUUUGGUUUCAAAACUGCAAAAUCACUCUCUGGAAAGCUAGCUUGCCUUUAUGAAUUAGCUAGCAAACAGCUAUCACAACAGGCUCAUUAUGAUUUUGGCUUGAGGUCUUUGAAGACAGUUUUAAUAAUGGCUGGAAAGAAGAAACAGGAGUUUAAAUGUGAUACCAGUGACAAUCCUUUGGAAGCAGAAGAAACGCUGAUCAUAAUGGAGGCUAUAAGAGAAACUAGUUUAUCAAAAUUUCCUCCUGAAUAUGUACCACUUUUUGAAAAUAUCCUAGGAGAUGUUUUUCCUGGAGUGACAGUUUCAAAAGUAAAUCAGCUGACUUUGGAGAAAGCAAUAUAUAUGGCAACAGAACAAUUGGGCUUACAACAUUGGCCACCUCAGAAAGAAAAGAUAAUACAAUUUCAUAAUCAACUUCACGCUUUCCAACUUGAUGGUUCUGAUACAGUAGAUAUUGAUGAAAGUAUGUUUGCGAAGGAAGCAGAGAAAGAUGUUAAAAUUCCAGAAAAUCAUAAUUUUGAUUGGCAGUGGAUUAUCUUUGAUGGUCCAGUGGACACUUUGUGGGUAGAAAAUCUAAACUCUGUGCUAGAUGACACCAGAACACUGUGCCUAGCAAACAGUGAGAGAAUACCAUUAACUGAUAAAAUGUGAGUGAUUUUUGAAGUGGAUAUUCUCACCCAGGCCAGUCCUGCUACUAUGAGUUGGUGUGCGAUGGUGUAUAUGGAUCCUGUUGAUCUGGGAUGGGAGCCCUAUGUUAAGUCAUGGCUUUUAAAAACAUCUAAUUUAAUAAGUCAAUCAGGAGUGGAUUGUCUUGAAUUCAUGAUUUAAAAUAGUGUUGCCAGUGGGCUACAAUUUAUAAAGAAGCAUGAGAAAUUUCUGGCUUAUCCUGUCCAGGACAUAACAAUCAUCAUAACCCUCUGCAGAAUUCUUGAUGCUUUCUUUGAAUUCAUGAGUAAAAAUGGAGGAUUUGGACAAAGUGGCGAUUCGAACGACACUUUAAGCAAGAAGGCAAAUUCUGUGAACGUUUCUGUCCAAUUGAAGGCCGCAGAGAACAGGGAUAAAAACACAUGGUAUCUGGAGAAAAAUCCUGAUAAAUUAGCACUCGUAUUACAGAAGAUUUUCGUGUUUGCAUUCACUUGGUCAUUUGGAGGAAUUUUAAAACGUGAGGAUGAACAUGAAGAUGACAUCGUGUUUUGUUCCACUUUUGAGCCAGAUUGUCUUGCAGAUGUAACCUAUAGUUUUGACAACUUUAUUCAUAAAUUAUUUGAAAACAUAUCACAAGUAGAUCCUCUCUGAAACACUUUCCCCAGUCUUAAAGGCAACUUUGAAGAAGGAUAUCUAUCAGAAAAGAGGGCA
Fukomys damarensis (Damara mole-rat) is the source of this 3486-nucleotide messenger RNA. RefSeq names its product dynein heavy chain 14, axonemal-like. Lineage: Eukaryota; Metazoa; Chordata; Mammalia; Rodentia; Bathyergidae. Gene Ontology annotation, molecular function: dynein intermediate chain binding; minus-end-directed microtubule motor activity; ATP binding. Gene Ontology annotation, cellular component: dynein complex. Gene Ontology annotation, biological process: microtubule-based movement. The record is from RefSeq and is a predicted model, not a curated record.